AUGUUCGCAGUUGCCGAAGCCAAGAUUUCCCUGGAGAUGGCCAUGUGUAGUCACUAUCAGGGUAAGCUUUGUCACCGUGAGGUUCACCUUUUGGAGACUUUUCCCCCUCCCAUAUUUGAAAAACGUAUGUGGGAACUCGCUGAACUGUUAUCAGCAGAAGGUGAAAAUUCUGGUUCUAGCAGACCUGCCUCACCUUCCCAACCGGAAAAAGUAAUGCUCCUAUCCGGAAAAAAACGUAGUUUGCGUGUGGUGCUGUCGUCAAACGAAGAGACCGAAUCUGAUGAAAUGGGCCUUCGUCCUGAUAAGAUGUGCAACAUGGUGUCCAUACCUAAGCUUCUUGGUGUUAUCACAGAUGUUCUUGGUGAUAAUUUUUCUGUGCCCAGGCAGAAAGAGAUAGUGGUGGUCCCCAUUUUUUUAAAAACAUCGCCUUCUCUGUUUACUAGCUCGCCCUCGGUUGAUCCUAGUUCCUGCUACAUGCUUGGGAGACACGCCUUUGAUAUACGUAUGAAUGGACCCUUCUUCCUCACGAAGGAGGGGAUGGAAUUCUCUAUUUUCUGUAAUCACUUACCAUCUCUCUUAGAUCUCACACUAACUAGAUCGUCGGAGCUUCAUCCCGGGACUCCCUCCCGAAUGUAA
Molecule: messenger RNA, 636 nt
Organism: Lactuca saligna
Lineage: Eukaryota; Viridiplantae; Streptophyta; Magnoliopsida; Asterales; Asteraceae
Source: the annotation of a GenBank genome assembly